This is a messenger RNA of Ochotona curzoniae (black-lipped pika), 2106 nucleotides long. It is a transcript of the gene PRKAA2, whose product is annotated as protein kinase AMP-activated catalytic subunit alpha 2. The transcript has 9 exons. Lineage: Eukaryota; Metazoa; Chordata; Mammalia; Lagomorpha; Ochotonidae. The coding region runs from base 77 to 1735 and encodes 552 amino acids. Gene Ontology annotation, molecular function: ATP binding; AMP-activated protein kinase activity. Gene Ontology annotation, cellular component: cytoplasm. The record is from RefSeq and is a predicted model, not a curated record. Gene Ontology annotation, biological process: protein phosphorylation; intracellular signal transduction.
CUGUGGGUAGGCGGCGGCGGCGGCGGCGGCGUCCGGGCUGAGGGGCCGCGGCGGAGCGAGGCCGCGCGCGCCGAAGAUGGCUGAGAAGCAGAAGCACGACGGGCGGGUGAAGAUCGGCCACUACGUCCUAGGGGACACGCUGGGCGUCGGCACCUUCGGCAAAGUGAAGAUUGGAGAACAUCAAUUGACAGGCCAUAAAGUGGCAGUUAAAAUCUUAAAUAGACAGAAGAUUCGCAGUUUAGAUGUUGUUGGAAAAAUAAAGCGAGAAAUUCAGAAUUUAAAACUCUUUCGCCAUCCUCAUAUUAUCAAACUCUAUCAGGUAAUCAGCACUCCAACGGAUUUCUUUAUGGUAAUGGAAUAUGUGUCUGGAGGGGAAUUAUUUGAUUACAUCUGUAAGCAUGGACGAGUUGAAGAGCUGGAAGCCAGGCGGCUCUUCCAGCAGAUCCUGUCUGCUGUCGAUUACUGUCACAGGCAUAUGGUUGUCCAUCGAGACCUGAAACCAGAGAACGUGCUGUUGGAUGCACACAUGAAUGCCAAGAUAGCCGAUUUUGGGUUGUCAAACAUGAUGUCAGAUGGUGAAUUUCUUCGGACUAGUUGUGGAUCUCCAAAUUACGCUGCACCUGAAGUCAUCUCAGGCAGACUGUACGCGGGUCCCGAGGUGGACAUCUGGAGCUGCGGUGUGAUCCUGUAUGCCCUUCUUUGUGGCACUCUCCCGUUUGAUGAUGAGCAUGUUCCUACACUGUUUAAGAAGAUUCGAGGAGGUGUUUUUUAUAUCCCAGAAUAUCUCAACCGCUCUGUUGCCACUCUUCUGAUGCAUAUGCUGCAGGUAGACCCCCUGAAACGAGCAACGAUCAAAGACAUAAGAGAACAUGAGUGGUUUAAGCAAGACUUGCCCACUUACUUAUUUCCUGAAGACCCCUCCUAUGACGCUAAUGUCAUUGAUGAUGAGGCUGUGAAAGAAGUAUGUGAAAAGUUCGAGUGUACAGAGUCUGAAGUCAUGAACAGUUUAUAUAGCGGGGACCCUCAAGACCAGCUUGCCGUGGCUUACCAUCUUAUCAUUGACAAUCGGAGAAUAAUGAACCAAGCCAGUGAAUUCUACCUCGCCUCCAGUCCUCCAGCCGGUUCUUUUAUGGAUGACAAUGCCAUGCAUAUCCCCCCAGGACUGAAACCUCAUCCAGAAAGGAUGCCACCUCUCAUAGCAGACAGCCCCAAGGCAAAAUGUCCACUGGAUGCACUAAAUACAACGAAACCCAAAUCUUUAGCUGUGAAAAAAGCCAAAUGGCAUCUUGGAAUCCGUAGUCAGAGCAAACCAUAUGACAUCAUGGCCGAAGUGUACCGAGCAAUGAAGCAGCUGGACUUCGAAUGGAAGGUAGUGAAUGCAUACCAUCUUCGUGUAAGAAGAAAAAAUCCGGUGACUGGUAAUUAUGUGAAAAUGAGCUUACAGCUUUACCUGGUUGACAACAGAAGCUAUCUUUUGGACUUUAAAAGUAUUGAUGAUGAGGUAGUAGAGCAGAGGUCUGGUUCCUCCACACCGCAGCGUUCCGGCUCUGCUGCUGGCUUGCACAGGCCAAGGUCAAGUUUUGAUUCCACCACCACAGAGAGUCAUUCACUUUCUGGCUCCCUCACUGGCUCUCUGACGGGGAGCACUUUGUCUUCAGUUUCACCUCGCCUGGGCAGUCACACCAUGGAUUUUUUUGAAAUGUGUGCCAGUCUGAUUACUACGUUAGCCCGUUGAUGAUCUGUGUCUAUCUUUCUGUUCCUGCACUGUGAAAAAUCAUACGUAGUUUUUAAAUUAUUAUCUUGCUUCUGGAUGUCACAAAUCUGCGAUACUGAUUGAGAGAAAUGAAUAUUUCCAGGAAUACUCAUCCGAGUUACAGAAAAAAAGUCUGACAUCUAAUUUACCUAUAGAUCUCUGCAAUUGUAAUGUUUUCCCUGUGAUAAAUUCACAUUGACAGUGUCUUUAAUUGUUGGACAUCAGUGAAGAUCAUUUUUGCAGUUGUGCGUUCACCGCAGAAGUACACAGCUCUCUGAGGAACUCUCUCACCAGAAGAGUGGUUUGAAAUACCUCCCUACGUCACUGUUUAAUGUAGGUUAAUCACAUUUGAU